This is a messenger RNA of Drosophila serrata, 1465 nucleotides long. RefSeq names its product WD repeat-containing protein 1 l(2)09851. Gene Ontology annotation, molecular function: protein binding. Lineage: Eukaryota; Metazoa; Arthropoda; Insecta; Diptera; Drosophilidae. Gene Ontology annotation, cellular component: nucleolus. The record is from RefSeq and is a predicted model, not a curated record. Gene Ontology annotation, biological process: ribosome biogenesis.
GGGUUAAUCAUCUCUAUAAUUGUUGUGCUGCACGUGCACCCACAAAAUAAAAAAUUAUAGGCCAUGGACGGUGACAGAAACGAAGACUUGAACAUGGAGGUUGUGGAGCCUGAAGACGCAGAGAGUGACAUGUCUGACAGUGACAGCGACGCAGAGGAUGGAGACUCCAAGCAGCCCAAGGAAGUGUAUCUUCCCGGCAAAAGUCUAGCUGACGAUGAGGAGCUGGUAUGCGACGAGAGUGCAUAUAUUAUGCUGCACCAGGCUUCUACAGGUGCACCCUGCCUGAGCUUUGACAUAAUUCCCGACGAACUUGGCGAGUCCCGGCAGUCUUUCCCGAUAACUGCCUACAUCGUGGCUGGUACGCAAGCAGCCCGCACCCAUGUCAACAACCUGAUCGUGAUGAAAAUGGGCAACAUGCACAAGACGCAGGAAGACAGUGAUGACGAUGACGAAGAGCUGGACGACGAUCAGGAUGACGUUGUUGAUCGCGAGGAUCUUAAGAAGCCACAGAUGACUUGCGCUCUUAUAAAGCACCAGGGCUGUGUUAACCGAGUGCGCGCCCGCCGUCUGGGCAACACGGUAUUCGCCGCGUCUUGGAGUGAGCUUGGGCGCGUUAACAUUUGGAAUCUGACUCAGCCCUUGCAGGCCGUAGAAGAUGCUCAGUGGCUUAAAAAGUAUGAACAAACAGAGACCCAUCCAGUUUACUCCUUUAGCGGACAUCAACAGGAAGGCUACGCCGUAGACUGGAGUCCAUGUGCAGAGGGCGUUCUUGCCACUGGCGACUGUCGACGAGACAUACAUGUGUGGAGUCUGGAGGACGGCACCUGGAAGGUAGAUCAACGGCCAUUGGCGGGGCAUACACAGUCCGUCGAAGACCUGCAGUGGAGUCCUAAUGAGCGCAGUGUUCUCGCUUCGUGUUCGGUGGACAAGACCAUCCGCAUCUGGGACUGUCGUGCUGCACCGCAAAAGGCCUGCAUGAUUACUUGUACAGACGCCCACGAGAGCGACAUCAACGUAAUCUCCUGGAACCGUUCUGAGCCAUUCAUCGCCAGUGGCGGGGACGAUGGAUUUCUCCAUGUCUGGGAUUUGCGCCAGUUUAAUAGUCAGAGGCCCAUUGCUACCUUUAAGCACCAUACAGAUCAUAUUACCACCGUGGAAUGGUGUCCAAGCGAGGCUACAGUGUUGGCCUCGGGCGGCGAUGAUGACCAAAUUGCAUUGUGGGAUCUUGCCGUCGAAAACGAUCCCGACCAGGCGCAGGUACAAGCCCGAAAUGAAGACGAGCUCAGCCAGCUGCCCCCGCAGCUGCUUUUCAUUCAUCAGGGCCAAAAGGAAAUCAAGGAGCUGCACUGGCAUGCUCAACUGCCUGGCGUACUGCUCUCGACAGCCAACAGUGGCUUCAACAUUUUUCGCACUAUCAGUGUUUAAGGCAAUGCCAUAAUAAAAACUUAAAUUCGUAAAAAAUUAA